AUGGAAGCCGAAAAACAGGAGCAGACACCGACCUUAGCCAGCCUACCACCAGAGAUUAUGUCCAUGGUAGCAAGCCAUCUCCCACCGGUGGAUGUGGCCUGCCUUGCCCUAUGUAACCAUGCAACUCUUUCUAUCCUUGGAGCGUGGGACACAUUGGAUGCGUUUCCCAAUGAUCGGCAGGUGUUUUUAAACCGACUGGCGGCUGACCUCCCACCGUUCUACUUCUGCCACUUUUGCUCUAUUCUCCAUCCUAGGGACUGCCUCGAUCUUCCUGGGCCAACACUCCUUCCUAAACCUCCACUUUAUUUUCAUGGGGGUAGGGUUAGCUCCCUCCGUCCAUUUCUUGUGCACCCAGAGCUGGACUCUCUUUAUUCCUUCUACCACUACCACUUGCAGCUCGCUAUGAAGAGGUACUAUUAUGGACCGGAGCACGGUAUCUCGACAGAUUCUCUACUCUUUACCGAAGUUCAUAGACAAAAAGAAACCUCUACUACCUCUUUGUUAUCCGUUGAAGCCCGGGUCUGCUCGGGUCCUUGCCUAUGUCUGCGGAUUCAAACGUGGGCCGCAGUAGAGACCCGAAGCAUAGAUAGGCUCAUUCUCAACAUAAAUUUUGUAUUUCUCUGUGACCAUGUUGGAAUGAGACGUGUUGGAAUAAGAGGCCAAAACCCAAUAAUGCCUCCAUUGGUUAGGUCGGCGUUCACCAAGUCCAAAAUCUCUAAACAGCGUGGACUCCCCUUUGAACCAGAUGUCUUCAACUGUCGAGCAUGUGGUGCUGACUAUCAGGUGGAGGUAAGAGCUCUUGACAGAAACAGACUGGCUCUAGUAACUACUAAAUGGAUAAAUCUUGGAGCCGGCCUUGACCCUAAUGAUAUCCGUUGGAAGAAGAAUAGCCAGAUACAGUAUUCUGUCGAUUCGGAUGCUAUAAGAUCGUCUAGAGAGACUCUGUCUUUGUUUGAGGGUGCAGAAGGCCCCUCCCUGGAUUCUCUAACCCAGAAGAACGAAUCAUACUUAUUAUAUGAUAGUUAUAUGUACUCCUUGGACCACUGGAAGUUUAGAAUCUGGAUGAUGCAAGGCGGAAAACAUGGCUGGUGGUUCCAUUUCUCUUAUAAAGUGGCCGGAAUUUUUGUCCAAUUUCUUCUUCUCUGGCCAUGGUGGACUGGUGCCGCUAUGCUUUACCUUUCUGCUUAUUGGUAUAACGUACUAUAA
This is a messenger RNA of Trichophyton benhamiae CBS 112371, 1206 nucleotides long. RefSeq lists its product as uncharacterized. NCBI's taxonomy places the organism in Eukaryota, Fungi, Ascomycota, Eurotiomycetes, Onygenales, Arthrodermataceae. Bases 1 to 1206 code for a protein of 401 amino acids. The record is from RefSeq and is a predicted model, not a curated record. Gene Ontology annotation, molecular function: protein binding. The transcript has a single exon.